AGGCGCGGGGGAGCGGCGGGGGCCGCCGCCACGGCCGCCCGCGAGAUUUGUAAGGCUCCAGAGCCUUCAAGCUGUGAUUAAUCGGAUGGUUCCUGAAGUUGCUUAGAGAAUAGUCGCCUCGUGUGCCGUUUGAAGAGUGUGUAUCCAUGUAUGUUUAAGACCUUCUGUACAAGCGUGUUUACUGAAGAAGACCGUCUCAUCUUGUACACACUUGAGUUUCACAACUUAGAAAAAUUAAGAAAUAGAUGGAGCAACUUGACACCACGAGGCUCCAGAGCUCUGGGAGAAAAAUGCAUCACUAACAGCCAGUUUUCCUCAUGGUCUUCACGGCUUUAGCAGCGGAAAUUUGUCCAGAAAACAUGCCAGAGGCUGGCUUCAGAAGGAAGUUGAUGAGCCCGUGCGCUCUGUCUCUGCAUCCAAACUUUGGAAUAGAGAAUUCCAGCUAGAGGGAUUCUUAAAGCCUUAAGUUACUUGAAAUCUAUGUAUUUGCAACCUGUUGUCUCUGGAAUCAUAUUAUACUAAACUGGAAUCUCAGGCUGAGUGAGAAUAACCCAAGUUGAGUAAAAAGGGGAGAACCGUUCCUUGAUCGCCAGUGACCGAUGAUGCUCUUUCCCCAAAGGAUCAGCGUGUUCUUCCCUUAAGGACUUGAACCUAAAAACGGACCACACUUUUUUUAAGCAUUACCUUUUCUUAGCAGACUGCCAUCAUCUUUUAUAGAGGAAUUUUUUCACUAUGCAUUUGGUGGAUCUUUAUAAAAUGCUGACCUUCUAACUAAAUCCAGGUCAGUGUCAAGUAAAGGGGACAAAGGCAACGGAAGCCAGGCACAGUACAAGUAAACAAGCCAAUGAAAGACAUUGGUUUGAAUUCUCCAGCAUUAAGCAUUAUUUUAAAACUAAAACAGUACAUUGGGAAAAAGUAUGUAUGCAGCGGUGGAACAUGGACCUGUGCUCUGCAGCGACUCCAACAUCCUCUGCCUGUCCUGGAAGGGACGUGUCCCCAAGAGCGAGAAGGAGAAACCGGUGUGCAGGAGGCGCUACUACGAGGAGGGCUGGCUGGCCACUGGCAAUGGGCGGGGCGUGGUAGGCGUGACCUUCACCUCCAGCCACUGCCGCAAGGACCGGAGUACACCACAGAGGAUAAACUUCAACCUGCGGGGCCACAACAGUGAGGUGGUACUGGUGAGAUGGAACGAGCCAUACCAGAAACUGGCCACGUGCGACGCAGAUGGAGGAAUAUUUGUGUGGAUUCAGUACGAAGGCAGGUGGUCCGUGGAACUGGUCAACGACCGAGGGGCUCAGGUGAGUGAUUUCACAUGGAGCCACGAUGGGACUCAGGCGCUGAUAUCAUAUCGUGAUGGGUUUGUCCUGGUCGGUUCUGUCAGUGGACAAAGACACUGGUCGUCUGAGAUCAACUUGGAAAGUCAGAUUACUUGUGGCAUAUGGACUCCUGAUGACCAACAGGUGCUGUUUGGCACGGCUGACGGGCAGGUGAUCGUCAUGGACUGCCAUGGCAGGAUGCUGGCCCAUGUCCUCCUGCAUGAAUCGGAUGGCAUCCUCAGCAUGUCCUGGAACUACCCCAUCUUCCUGGUGGAAGACAGCAGCGAGAGCGACACAGACUCAGAUGACUACUCCCCACCCCAAGAUGGCCCCGCAGCAUACCCCAUCCCAGUACAGAACAUCAAACCUCUGCUUACUGUCAGCUUCAGCUCGGGGGACAUCAGCUUGAUGAAUAACUACGAUGACUUGUCGCCUACUGUCAUCCGCUCAGGGCUGAAAGAGGUGGUGGCCCAGUGGUGCACACAGGGAGACUUGCUGGCAGUCGCUGGGAUGGAGCGGCAGCCCCAGCUUGGCGAGCUCCCCAAUGGGCCCCUUCUGAAGAGUGCCAUGGUCAAGUUCUACAAUGUGCGUGGGGAACACAUCUUCACACUGGACACGCUUGUGCAGCGCCCCAUCAUUUCCAUCUGCUGGGGCCACCGAGACUCCCGGUUGCUGAUGGCUUCCGGCCCAGCCCUGUACGUGGUCCGUGUGGAGCACCGGGUGUCCAGCCUUCAGCUGCUGUGCCAGCAGGCCAUCGCCAGUGCCCUCCGGGAGGACAAGGACGCCAGCAAGCUGACCCUGCCCCCUCGCCUCUGCUCCUACCUCUCCACGGCCUUCAUCCCCACCAUCAAGCCCCCAAUUCCAGACCCCAACAACAUGCGAGACUUUGUCAGCUACCCCUCUGCCGGCAACGAGCGGCUUCACUGCACCAUGAAGCGCACGGAGGAUGACCCGGAAGUGGGUGGUCCGUGUUACACACUCUACCUGGAGUACCUGGGUGGGCUUGUGCCCAUCCUGAAGGGGCGCCGUGUCAGCAAGCUGCGGCCCGAGUUCGUCAUCAUGGACCCACGGACAGACACGAAGUCAGAUGAAAUCUAUGGAAACAGCUUGAUUUCUACUGUGAUCGACAGCUGCAACUGCUCAGACUCCAGCGACAUCGAGCUGAGCGAUGACUGGGCUGCCAAGAAGUCGCCCAAAAUCUCCAGAGCUAGCAAGUCACCCAAACUCCCAAGGAUCAGCAUUGAGGCCCGGAAAUCCCCCAAGCUUCCCCGGGCUGCCCAGGAUAUCUCGCGGUCUCCACGGUUGCCCAUGCGCAAGCCGUCCAUCGGCUCACCCAGCCUGACACGGAGAGAGUUUCCUUUUGAAGACAUCACUCAGCACAACUACCUUGCUCAGGUCACGUCCAACAUCUGGGGAACCAAAUUUAAGAUUGUGGGCUUGGCUGCUUUCCUGCCAACCAACCUCGGUGCAGUAAUCUAUAAAACCAGCCUGCUGCAUCUCCAGCCACGGCAGAUGACCAUUUAUCUCCCAGAAGUCAGGAAGAUUUCCAUGGACUAUAUUAACUUACCUGUCUUCAACCCAAAUGUUUUCAGUGAGGAUGAAGAUGAUUUACCAGUGACAGGAGCGUCUGGUGUCCCUGAGAACAACCCGCCUUGUACCGUGAACAUCCCUAUAGCACCGAUCCACAGCUCAGCUCAAGCUAUGUCACCUACCCAGAGCAUUGGUUUGGUGCAGUCCCUGCUGGCCAAUCAGAAUGUGCAGCUGGAUGUCCUGACCAAUCAGACAACAGCUGUAGGAGCAGCAGACCAUGCAGGUGACAAUGCCAGCCAGUAUCCCAUCUCCAACCGGUAUUCUAGCCCUGGACAGGUGAUUUUUGGAGGUGUAGAGAUGGGCCGUAUUGUUCAGAACCCCCCUCAGUUGUCCCUGCCACCACCGCCACAGGGAGCACUACAGUUAUCAGUGGUGGACCAUGGAGAGCGAGACCAGGAGCACCUGCAGAAGCCAGCUAAGGCCCUGCGGCCAGUGCCCCAGCUGGCUGCCGAGGGGGACGCUGUGGUCUUCAGUGCCCCGCAGGAGAUCCAGGUGGCAAAGAUGAACCCCCCGCCCCCAUACCCAGGAACCAUCCCUGCUGCUCCCACUACUGCGGCACCCCCACCCCCUCUGCCACCACCUCAGCCUCCCGUGGACAUGUGCUUGAAGAAGGGUGAUUUCUCCCUGUACCCCACGUCUGUGCAUUACCAGACCCCGCUGGGCUACGAGAGGAUCACCACCUUCGACAGCAGUGGCAACGUGGAGGAGGUAUGUCGGCCUCGCACACGGAUGCUCUGCUCCCAGAACACCUACACCCUCCCAGGCCCGGGCAGCUCGGCAACCUUGAGGCUCACGGCCACCGAGAAGAAGGUCCCCCAGCCCUGCACCAGUGCCACCCUCAACCGCCUCACCAUCCCGCGCUACUCCAUCCCCACGGGGGACCCACCUCCAUACCCUGAGAUUGCCAGCCAGCUGGCCCAAGGGCGAAGUGCUGUCCAGAGGCUGGAUGGUAGCCUCAUCCAUGCCACCUUGCGGAGGAACAACCGUGAGGCCACACUCAAGAUGGCCCAGGUGGCUGACAGCCCUCGAGCUCCCCUGCAGCCACCGCCGGCCAAGCCCAAGGGCGGCCCUGCUGGGGUACAGCUCCCCGCACGCCCCCCGCCUGCCCUGUACACCUGCAGCCAGUGCAGCCCGCAGCCGGGUGCCGUGCUGGCGCACGCGGUCAGCACCUCCCCACUGGCCUCCCAGUCCUCUUACAGUCUCCUGAGCCCCCCGGACAGCUCCCGUGACCGCACCGACUACGUCAACUCGGCCUUCACAGAGGAUGAGGCCCUGUCCCAGCACUGUCAGCCCGAGAAGCCACUGAGGCACCCCCCGCUGCCCGAAGCUGCUGUCCCUGUGAAGCGGCCACCCCCUUACCAGUGGGACCCUGUGCUGGGUGAGGACAUUUGGGUACCUCAGGAAAGGACAGCACAGACUGCAACACCCAACCCUUUAAAACUGCCCCCUCUGAUGCUUGGUCAGGGCCAGCACCUGGAAGUAUCCCGAGUACCCUUCGUCUCCCCCAAGUCUCCAGCCAGCCCUACUGCCACUUUCCAGACAGGCUAUGGGAUGGGAGUACCGUACCCAGGAAGCUACAACAACCCCCCUUUGACCGGAGUGCCAGCUCCCUGUGCCCCCAAAGAUGCCCUGGCACCAGCCCAGUUUGCACAACCAGAGUCUGCUAUGGUCCUUCAGCCCACGUACCCGCCUGGCCUCUCCCCGUAUUGCACCUUGCCCCCCAUGUACCCCGGAGGCAGCACGUGCUCCAGUUUACAGCUGCCAGCUAUCGCCUUGCACCCCUGGAGUUCCUAUAGCACCUGCCCCCCCAUGCAGAACCCCCAGGGUACUCUCCCUCCAAAGCCCCACCUGGUGGUGGAGAAGCCCCUCGUGUCCCCACCACCCACUGACCUCCAAAGCCACAUGGGCACAGAGGUGAUGGUGGAGACAGCAGACAACUUCCAGGAAGUCCUCUCCCUGACAGAAAGCCCCGUCCCCCAGCGGACAGAAAAGUUUGGCAAGAAGAACCGGAAGCGCCUGGACAGCCGAGCGGAGGAGGGAAGCGUCCAGGCCAUCACUGAGGGCAAAGUGAAGAAGGAGGCCAGGGCUCUGGGUGACUUCAACUCCCUCAUCUCCAGCCCCCGCCUCGGGAGGGAGAAGAAGAAAGUCAAGAGUCAGAAAGACCAGCUGAAGUCAAAGAAGUUGAAUAAGACGAACGAGUUCCAGGACAGCUCUGAGAGCGAGCCCGAGCUGUUCAUCAGCGGGGACGAGCUGAUGAACCAGAGCCAGGGCGGCCGGAAGGGCUGGAAGAGCAAGAGGAACCUGCGCACGGCCAGCGAGCUGGAGGAGGCCAAGUGCCGCAAGGCCAGCGAGAAGGAGGACGGGCGGCUGGGCAGCCAGGGCUUCGUGUAUGUGAUGGCCAACAAGCAGCCCCUGUGGAAUGAGGCCACGCAGGUCUACCAGCUGGACUUCGGAGGGCGGGUGACCCAGGAGUCUGCCAAGAACUUCCAGAUUGAGUUGGAGGGACGGCAGGUGAUGCAGUUUGGUCGGAUUGAUGGCAACGCCUACAUCCUGGACUUCCAGUACCCUUUCUCAGCCGUGCAGGCCUUCGCCGUGGCCCUGGCCAAUGUGACUCAGCGGCUCAAGUGAAGAGGCUGGCGUGGGCCCCUGAGAAGGAGCCUGUGUGGCCUUGCAGUAGGGCACCAGGAGACCUCGGCACCACUGGGAGCGGCCCUGGCUGAGACGGGGCCUGACCUGCAGUCACUGUCAUUCGUCUGGGUUUUGGCUCUCAUUCAUUGAGUUCCUUUCUUUUUGUUGGGAGGGUGGUGUGGGAAGGUGCAGGGUGCUGGUGCUCCUUCAUUCCUGCAGCAGGUGGACGGGGCUGGUGGAGUUUGGCCAGCCUGGGGCCCUCGGGGUGAAGACGGACUGCCUUCUCGCCUGCUGUUCUAGACACAGGGAGAAUGCAUUCCUGCUCACCCUCCACGACCUCUAGUUUUGUCACUCCUCCAGUAUCACCACUAGUGGACACAAAAAUCAUAAAAAAAAAAACCACAGCCAAAAAUCCUGAAGAUGCAGAUUCUUUUGGGGAGGGGGUAUUUAAUUCACACCCUCUCUGUUUGCCCCCCAAGAGGGAGACUUGAUACACAGAGGCUAUUUGGGCAAGUGCACUGUAUUUGAUGAAUAAAAGUAGGCACUUUCCAGGGUGCUGUCACCAAGCAUUAGUGUGCUCGGCUCACCAGUGACAUCAGGCAGCGGCUGCUGGGGGAGGGGUUGUACACGCAGACUGGUGCACUGUGCCCUGCACACCUACCGUGGAGAAGGGCCACCUUGCACUCUGAGACCCCACUGGUUUCCCACCAGGUUGGCAGUGCAGAAGGCCCAUGAGGAGCUCCUAGUAGGGACAGCUGACUUAGGAGUCGGUGAAAAACGGAAAAGGCUGUGGCUGCAGCAGCAGCAGCCCAGUGGUGAGUCACCACAUCCCACCUGGAGAAACCACCUCUGCCCUUCCGGUCCCCUCCUAGUGGCUACUCUGGAGGGUCUGUGCAGUGGACCCCCACUGCUCUCUGCUGUCCUCUGUGCCAGUGUGGGCAAGACUUGACUUAAACCCACUCCUCCCCCACCUCUUGGCAACCUGAAGAUUUCAGUUUUCCAGAAAUGUUUUCCAACACCAAACAGAACCCAGAGCAUUUGCCAGAUCAUUGCAAGGCAGGAGUAUGGCCAAGGUUUGACAGGAGUUCUACCAUCUUCCCUAUGCCAAAACCCAAGAGAAGCUCUUCAUUAACUGGGCAGACUGCUUACUAAGGAGAAAUACCACUCAGAACGUUGACCAUCGUAGUACUUAAAGUAGAUGGUUGUUGACUCUUUGUUAGUUGGAAAAAAUCCAUGCAUCAUAUUUUUCCUACCUCCCUCAUCUUGGGCAAGAUUUCAUUACCUAGUAACAAGCCCUGGGUUUGCUCUUCAGCUCUUCACACCUGUGAUGUUUAAGCACAGGUUUUGUUUGAAAACGUACCAAUGGAAGAUGCUAAAAGCUGUUUUAGUUCCCUAUUUUCGUUUAAAAACUGGGGGGAAGUGAAGUGGUCCAUCGUUUCCCACAGUGAGAUGACGUCACUACCCUCCAUCCCGUGCUCCAGAGGCCCUGGCGAGGCUUUCACGUGUGGUGGGUGUCUGGUGCCGAGUGCCGAGUAUCCUGUUUCACAUGUAAACCAUGGGAGCUAAUUUUGGUGGGUGAAUUUUUUCCAGAAAGAACUGGUUAGUCUUUUCAGAAGUAUCUAAUUCUUUAUAUGAGUUUCUGUAGCUUGGUAGAAUGUUUCAAUGCUUAUUAUUAAUGGUGCAAUAAUUGUUGUAGCCUGUUUCUAAAAUAAUUUAAAAGCAGUUCCCCUGUUGUUUUGUCCAAGAGGUAAUUAUUUAUCUUGCUUUUCAUAGUAUUAGGAAUUAUUUUGUUACUAUGUAUUGGUGAGUUACACCCAUCUUAUUAUUUAUUUAGAAAACUAGUAUCUUUGUAACAGCUUACUUGGUAGAAGUAUAUUUUACUGCGAGAAAUAAAGAGGAUAUGAGAGAAGGGGGUUUUUGGCUGGAGAAUUUGUAAGAUUUUUCUAAAUGGGAAAAAAAUCCCUACUAGUCCUUUAAAAAUAAAUUUCUUCUAAUGUUUUAUGAUAUUGA
This is a messenger RNA of Ochotona curzoniae (black-lipped pika), 7544 nucleotides long. It is a transcript of the gene TULP4, whose product is annotated as TUB like protein 4. Bases 918 to 5534 code for a protein of 1538 amino acids. The record is from RefSeq and is a predicted model, not a curated record. The transcript is spliced from 16 exons. NCBI's taxonomy places the organism in Eukaryota, Metazoa, Chordata, Mammalia, Lagomorpha, Ochotonidae. Gene Ontology annotation, molecular function: protein binding.